AUGCUAGACGACGAAAUUUAUGAGGGCUUGAAAGUUGCUCUAGACGCUGGGUUUGUUGACGAGCGAGAGGAUGCAUGUGGUGGGCCAAAUCAACGGGCCGACAGCCCUCACAGCCACCACCAUUUCUCUUUCGCGACUUCCACCACAAGCACUGCGUCUUUCGCUCUCAUGACAGCGAAAUCGGCCGCAUGGGCAAGAUACGGCCUGGGGGUGGCGGACGUGGUUGAGGCUGGUGGUAAGCAUAGAUGGGCGAAGAUGGCCAGCGUGACAAUCGCCAUUUUCUUCUGGUCCUCCACCACGGACACCUUCCUUGCCCCAGCUCCUCUCAACCACAUCGACUCAACACCCGUUUCAGUUUCAAGGCUCGAGAAGCUGGCUAGCAGCUUGCCUCGAGUCGUUCCUGGCCAAUACCACACAGUGCUGGUGCCUCAAAAGCCGACAUCGUCUAGUUUUUGGGAGGAGGGACUCAGGAUGGCGGCAAUGACGAGCCUGCUGGUCGCGUUUCCAUGUUUGCGAACGGCAGCCAUCUCCCACUGA
Molecule: messenger RNA, 537 nt
Organism: Mycena indigotica
Lineage: Eukaryota; Fungi; Basidiomycota; Agaricomycetes; Agaricales; Mycenaceae
Exons: 3
Coding region: 1-537 (178 amino acids)
Source: RefSeq, a predicted model, not a curated record